Molecule: messenger RNA, 414 nt
Organism: Jaculus jaculus (lesser Egyptian jerboa)
Lineage: Eukaryota; Metazoa; Chordata; Mammalia; Rodentia; Dipodidae
Exons: 1
Coding region: 1-414 (137 amino acids)
Source: RefSeq, a predicted model, not a curated record
AUGGUGAGACAGGCCGGCCGGCCCGGGGCCCCGCUCAGGCCAGAGUCGCGGGGCGCUCUCGUGCCGUCCCGCGCCCCCUCGCAGGCAGCCAGGGCACCGCCGCCCGGCCCGCUAGACGCUGCCCGGCGUCCCGGCGGGGGACGGUGCGGGGCACUGGGGCGGUGGCGGCUGCGGCGGCGGCGCCGCACUCCUCAUAGUGUCGGGCCCCUCAGCUGCCCUCGGCUCCGCGCCACUUCACUCCGCGCCUCCGGCCACCCGGCUCACUCUCCGUGCCGGCCGUCUCGGCUAGGCGCAGCUCUGCGCCCCUCAGCGCCGCCGUGCGGGCCUCGCCGCGCUUUGCUCCGCUCCCCUCGCCCCGCGCCGCUCCUCUCCCGCCCGUCCGUGCCGCUCCCUGCCUCGCUGGCGCCCGGCUAG